GAAACGUCAGUCUAUCUACUUUAUGUCAUUAUCAACAAAUUGUCAAUGACCGAGUGAAUGAAUAUUACGUACGGCCUGUGUUAAAAAUUAAUAAAGCACGUGUUAAAUCAUCUCAUAAACUUAUUAUAACAAUAUACUUUAAUAUAGUCAACAAGGAUGGAUGUCCUAACCAGGCCUGCGGAAGAGUUUGGAAAUGAUGAAACAUUGGAGCACCUGUGGGCUGCAAAGGCUAUGGAACACAGUGACAUUUACUUUAACGUCUUAUGUUCAGUAGAUACACGGUUGCUACGCCUCACCCCGCAAGACGACCUAAUAUACACACACUUCAGGCAAGACUUCCCCGACCUUAAUGUAGCCUACAUCAAAGAAAAUGAAAUUAAAAACAACCACAACAAAGCAAAAUGGCGUGCGUAUUGCGAAAAAUUCAAAAAUAUCAUUGAAGACUACAGUUUUGGGACUUUGAUGAGAGCAGACACAAAAGGGGACUACUCAGAACAGAAUACCAUACUAGUGCCAAGAGUGCAGUUCUAUGCUAUAGAAAUUGCUCGGAAUCGUGAAGGAUUGAACAAUGAAGUGAAGAAACGGUUCAAAUGCCAGUCUAAAGCUAAUUUAGAGGCUCAGGAACACAAAACUGCUGUCACCGCGUAGGUCUUAGAAAAUGUGUCUGUUAUCUAAUUACCACCAACAUUUUGAUACAUUUUAUAUCGAGUCAUGGCAAUUAGCACUGCAGGCAUUUUUUUCAAAUGGCCGUUUAAUUUUAAGGUGUUGCCAAUACAGAUUAAGUUAAGAAGUCAAAAUAAGCUGAAUUUUUUUAAUUACAUGAAAUUAUUAAGCUUAAAAUAAAUUUAAAAGUGGAAAAAUUACUGCCUUGGGUAGAUUUGAACUCAGGGCCUCUGGAUCCAAUUCUAUUCUCUCAAUUAUCUGUCAGUUUAAUAUCCAGAGACCGCAAGUAGGUACAAGUCUCACUAAGGCAGUAAUUUUUCCACUUUUAAAUUUACAUGAAAUUAUAUUUGGCCAGCAGUUCUGAAAAUAAAAUCUUUAAAAUACUUACUUAUUGUAUGGCGCCUACACUGUUCGUAGUUUUUGGUCAAAUAUUGUUCUAUUUAUUUUCUUUUUCUAUACCUACCUACCAAGGAGAGUUGUAACAAAAUAUUUCGAAUUUUGGAUACUGAAAUUUUGGUACAGUGUCAAGGAGCCAUUACAAUAAUUACCUGAAAUAUUUCAGUGUUAUUACCACUUUUUUGGAAGAAGAAAGAAUCUGAUUAUAAAUAUGUAAACAUGAAUAUUGCCUCGGGCAUAAGUGUCAAUAGCCAGCCGUGUAGAAUUAUUUCCAUAAAAGCCUAUUAGUGUUAAGAUCUCUGGCCAUUGACUACGACGCAUAUCAACGCGAUAGCCAAAAUCACUGGUCCUUACAAACUGUUUAUGAAUAAUUAAAAAAACCUAAUAAACAGCCAUUGUUGAAAAGCGUAUUUCAAUGGGCUAAGAUCAUUAUUAAUAAGCCUACAUACCUUGAUAUAACCUGUUUACCUUUGGCUGCUAAGUAUUCAGUACUAGUUUAAGGAAUAGGUUAGUAAAAUGAAUGAGGUGCUCAAUAACUCAUACAUUUUGUGUAAUAAAUUUUAUACUACA
Messenger RNA from Cydia pomonella (codling moth), 1629 nucleotides. Its product is annotated as protein PBDC1. The transcript has 3 exons. Gene Ontology annotation, cellular component: cytoplasm. The coding region runs from base 157 to 648 and encodes 163 amino acids. The record is from RefSeq and is a predicted model, not a curated record. Lineage: Eukaryota; Metazoa; Arthropoda; Insecta; Lepidoptera; Tortricidae.